Amborella trichopoda is the source of this 5166-nucleotide messenger RNA. The record is from RefSeq and is a predicted model, not a curated record. Lineage: Eukaryota; Viridiplantae; Streptophyta; Magnoliopsida; Amborellales; Amborellaceae.
UACACGCGCUCAAACCAAAAACAUGAAGAAACAGAAGGAAAUGAGAUCUACAGGGCGUCUUCAAUUUUUCUCCCUCUCUUUUCUUCCUCGGUUACCACCUGCAACAAACAAAUUGCAGAGAGAGAGAGAGUGCCAAUCCGAAACAAAGAGAAAAAACCCUAGCAUUUUCAGAUCCAUCUUGUCUCAGAGAGGAGAGGGGCAAACGGUUGCCCUAACCUUAACAUAAUCCUCUGUUAAACAUGCCUUCACUGAAGAUCGAGACCGGGCACCAGGACGUGGUCCAUGAUGUGGCCAUGGAUUACUACGGGAAGCGCUUGGCGACUGCUUCUUCGGAUGCGACGAUCAAGAUCAUUGGCGUGGCCGCCUCAUCGCAGCAGCACCUCGCCACCCUCAGCGGCCACCAGGGCCCUGUAUGGCAGGUCGCUUGGGCCCAUCCGAAGUUCGGCUCCCUCCUUGCCUCCUGCUCCUAUGAUGGCAAGGUCAUCAUCUGGAAGGAGGGCACCUCCAAUGACUGGUCCCAAUUUUACGUGUUCUCUGAUCACAAGGCAUCUGUGAAUUCCAUUGCGUGGGCACCGCAUGAAAUCGGACUCUGCAUUGCGUGCGGCUCCUCUGAUGGAACGAUCUCUAUACUAUCAGCAGGCCCUGAUGGGUCCUGGGAUGCCUCCCGCAUCGAGCAGGCACACCCAGUUGGCGUGACCUCGGUCUCAUGGGCUCCCGCCGGCCUCCCCGGCUCCCUUGUGGGCCCCAAUUGGGGCAGUGAGAUCGUCCACAAGCUAGCAUCUGGUGGCUGUGAUAACACGGUGAAGAUUUGGAAGCUUGACAAUGGGACUUGGAAGAUGGACUGCUUUCCCGCACUGCAGAUGCAUGCGGAUUGGGUGAGGGAUGUGGCAUGGGCCCCGAACCUGGGGCUGCCGAAGUCCACCAUCGCGAGUGCAUCCCAGGACGGGACGGUGGUGAUUUGGACGGUGGGGAAGGAAGGGGAGCAGUGGGAAGGAAAGCUUUUGAAGGACUUCAACACGCCGGUGUGGAGGGUUUCAUGGUCAUUGACGGGGAACAUCCUUGCGGUUGCUGAUGGUAACAACAAUGUUACACUUUGGAAAGAGGCAGUCGAUGGGGAAUGGCAGCAGGUCACCACUGUGGAGCCCUAGAUCAAGAAGAAGGGCAAACAAGAACAUAUAAUAAAUAGGCAGGUUUGAGACAGCAGAUUUUAUGAGGGAAUUGCGCGCUCCCAUCGUCAAGAACUGAACAUUCCUGGAUGCUAAAUUUUCUGUGAAGUCUUUCAUUGACUCAUCACCAUUGUGCAUUGGCUGGCUUGCCUGUGCAUGCCGCACGUAAGGUAUUUAUUGGGUAACUUACACAUCAGAUAUCCCACACAUUUUGCUGGGCCUUUAAAAUCUUCUUCAGGGACUAAUACACGUGUAAUUCUUGUUUUCAACAUGUUUAUUCUAAUCCUUGAAGCUACCUAAAAGCAUAUUUAAAAUAGUUACAAUUUCCUCAUUUGCUUUGUGUUAGCUUCACAGACAUUCUGCAGAUGACGCACUGUUGGAGACAGGCGAACAGUUGAAUCCUGUCAUUAGUCCACUAUUAUUUUUGUAUUUUAGGAUGCUGUGUUAGUUUUAUUUUUUGAAUUUUAACUCACCUUAUUAAAUAUUUUAUAAAAUAAUCUAAUUUAAAAGGAUCUUUACAAGUUGAAUCCGUAAAAGAUCAUGUUAUGUUACUAUACUAGGCUGUGGGGCCUCCUACCAGCCAUAUAUUUAGGACUUCUGUUUGGCAUUGGCAAGUUAAGAAAACCGCUGUGGGAUCCCAUCGGGGAAGAAUUUGACUCUUUAAGUUGGCAGGGUGGAAGGGUAGGUUCCUCUCGAUGGCGGGCAGUCUAACUCUCAUCAUGGUCACCCUCUCAAAUGUUCCCCCCCAUCUGCUAGAUGGUACUUUUUCAGAUUGCUAUUUCUAUUGCUGCGCAUCUCUAGUGAAAGAUGUGAAAUUUUCUGUGGUUGGGAGAGAAUGACAAGCACGAAAGUUCACCUCCUGUUUGGGAAAAGGUCUACCUACCUAAGAAACAGGGUGGCGUAGGCGCCGUCUCCAUUUAGGCAGCAGCCCUGCUAGGAAAAUGGUGGUGGCGUUCUGCCCCCUAACACAGCUACCAAUUGGCAAUUGCAGCAAGUUUAUGCCAGAAAUACCAUAUAAACUUCCUUUAUUGGCUGCCCAGUGAGCUGUAGUAGAUCAUGAGGGGUGUGGUGCUCGCUACUAUUGUUUUUGGACCAAUUCUGCUCCAAUGGUCGGUUCAGAGUGAGAUGGUGCUCUUGAUUGAAAUUUUGGACCGACCUAUGGAUUGGAAACUCUCAUCUGCGGGAAAGCUUCAACAAUCUUUAGUUGCUGGCCAGGGACAGUGAUGCUUGGGUUUCAGAUCUCUUUGAACUAUUAGGAAAGGGUGUGGAGCCCAAACGUUAGAAGACCCUUGCUGAACCAGGAAGUUUCUUCACUCCAGUCCCUUCUUACCGCCCUACAAGCUAUACAUACUUACCACUGCCGGGGUCAAUACUUAUUUGGAUGGCUUCAUCAUCUGGUAAGUUUUUGGUACCAUCCUUCUAUGCCAAGCUCUUUCUGCACCCCUCCACCCCUCAUGUAGCUUCCUGUUCUUGCAUUCCUGCCAUUCCCCUGAAAUCUAAGUUUUCUGCUGGUUGCUGAUUUCUGAGUGGGUCCUCAUGGUUGACCAAUGUGCAAAGCUGCAACCUAUGAGCACCUCUUUUUGCUCUGUGAUUGGGCUUCCAGCAUCUGCGCCCAUCUCCUCCACCUUUUCAUACGGCAUUGGGUAUUGCCAUCCUCCAUCCCAUCCCUGUUCCAGAGUUUCUUGUCUCUACUUCCUUUAGAGAGCAGCAAUGACAAUUAUUUGGGCCAUUUAGAAGGAAAGGAACCUGAGAAUUUUCGUGGGAAGAGAAAACUCGGCCACGAGUAUAAUGGAUAGGAUCAAGGCUACAGUUAUCUUUUGGGUCACAAACUCUAAAAGGUCCAGACACUUUGCUACCAGUGACUUUCUUUGACUGGUAAGCCACAUUGGGAACCUCGGUGCCCCACAUUCCUCGAUCCUUACUAUGGCGCCCCCCAGGACCUGGUUCUCUUAAGCUCAACGAUGGUUGCUCCCCCUGCAAUCCAGGUCUGGCUGGUUUUGGUGGCCUUUUUAGAGAUCACCGUGGCAACAUGUUACUAUCUUAGUCUGUGUCCAUUGGCAACACAGAUUCCACUACCGCUGAGGCUGUAGCCCUUUUAAAAGGGAUCAUAUGGGUUAGGGUGGACUGGUUUGAUUGUUUAGUGGUGGAAGGGAAACUCCAAACACCUCAUAUCCUGGGCCAAGAUGGAUUCCUCAUGUCCUUGGCGGCUCAACCACAUUUCUUACAUAUUUUUUACCUUUACAGGCUUAUGCAUAUCUUCUUUCGACAUACAUGGCACGACAAACCAUGAUGCUUAUAAACCUGCUAAAGCUGGAGUGUGUUCUAGUUCAGAACUAGAUACUUCGACCGGUGGAACCUCCUUGGCAAUGUAUUGAGCUCGGCUUCCACUUUUUGUAUUUUGAACAGCAAUCUCUCUUUUGUACGCUGUGUUGUGCAUGGUUUAUCAACCAUUUUUUUAUAGCAGUAUAGAUUCUGUUAGAAGGCUUUUUUUUUUGGAAGCUGCAAUGAGCAACCGUUCUAUGGGCUGCCUGAUUCCUUUUUGUAACUCUUUUACAUUUACAUCUUCAAAAAAAAACCGACAUAAUUAGUUUGAUAUAAAAAAUAUUGCAAGAAUACACACACAUAUGAAUAAUUCAAGGAAGGAAUAACAACAAAGAGGCCUUUGUCAAGCUGGGUGGCACCUAAAAUGGUAAAUUAUCCGGAAACCUUGUUGCAUCACGGCAUAGUACAGUCAUCCAUAUCAACCCUUUGAUCUGCCAAUAAGACAUGAUAUAUCAGCAAAACCAUAUUCUAUCAAUAAUGUUCUUUAUCUUAUUGAAGAUUUAUGCAUAUCUUCCUGGGUUUAGAGUAUGUCCUCUAGUUGCUCAAAUAACGUCCCAACCAAAGGGUUGUUUAGCUUCCAACUUGCCUUCUCUUAAGGGGCCGAUAAAUCACUACGCUAACCCAUCCUUAUUAUGGAACCUUCCUCGAAUUCUAGCUGGACAAAGUUACCUUCCAUUUGUCUGUUAAUGGCACCAAAUUCUGGUGAUUGAUUUGGGCAAGUAUUCUCAAAUAGUCUAGGAGUUCUAAUUUGAUCCUAUCCAUUGUUGUUUCUUAAGUUCCUGCAAUGCACAACCUCUUCUAGGUCCUAGCUAUCUAGAACUGAUUUUAGAGUUCCUAAGUUGUACUGAUUCUGUCUUCUUGAAAUGACAACAGAAGCACGGCCACUAUCUUUAUGUUACUUUUGUCUAACGUUAGUUGGCCCAAACAAGAGUUGUGUAACCCAUGUACUUCAGACAAACCUAGCUAACAUUUUGUGAGGGCUUACUAAACUUUCACUGGAUAUGGAGGUCUCAAUUAGCUUCUUCCCACUCCUUACAGAAAAGCACAUAUUUUCUGAUAUAAAUCCCAAUGUUGAAGAUGUUCUAGCCUUGUGAAAAACACAUAUUUUCCCUCCUUAUUGAAGAUGUUCUAGCCUGGGAAAAACACAUAUUUUCCCUCCUUAUUGGAUCCUUGGGAAGCCAUCGACUCUAGACCAAACACCAGAAUGCUUCCAUCACAUUGCCAAAUAGUUGGGCCUGCAAAACAUUAAUGGGUUUGUCCAGGUCAUGUCUCAACCAUAAUCCUUUGGCUCUCUAGCGUUGUAACUGAGCUUCCAGCCCUUGUUUCUCCACUGUUGAGGAGUGUAACAUGGAUGGAUGAACACACCUCCUAAAAACUCCUGAGCAUUGCCCUUUAUCAGAAAAAAAACUCCUUAGCAUUCCCUUAGUGUUAGGACUCACUAACACUUGUAUUGCUUUCGUUGAACAUAUGGAUGGUCUGUUGGUACUUGGUUGGGUGUUGGGAGGAAGAGAUUCACGUGAGCUCUUAUGGAUGUGAUUUUGUCGGCAUGUCAAGAAACACUUGCUUGAUGGAGACUCACUCGUAUUUUUGUGGGAAUGCUAUGACAUUAAUAGCUUUCUCAUCAUCAUCAUUCAUCAUUAUUUUAGCUUUUUCCCAAUUAAUUGGGGUCGGCUACAUG